Molecule: messenger RNA, 578 nt
Organism: Helianthus annuus (common sunflower)
Lineage: Eukaryota; Viridiplantae; Streptophyta; Magnoliopsida; Asterales; Asteraceae
Product: auxin-induced protein 15A
Exons: 1
Coding region: 71-436 (121 amino acids)
Biological process (GO): response to auxin
Source: RefSeq, a predicted model, not a curated record
UUCCCCUUCUUCCCCAUUUUUCAUUAUUCGAGCCUCUCAAUCUUUCUAAUCUCUCUCUCCCAAAACCAAGAUGUUGGGAAAGAUGGGCUCGGUCAAGAAACUAGCCAAGAAAGUUAAAGUGAAAGUUAUUAGUGGCACCGAACCAUCGCAUCAUGAGCACUUGCUUAAAGACCAAGAAGAAGCGUGUUCAACCCCAACCGGCUUUCUUGCACUUUACAUAGGCGAAGAGAGGCGUCGUUUCGUGGUUCCAACAGGCUACUUGUCACACCCUUUGUUUAAGAUGUUGUUGGACAAGGCCUCAGACGAGUUUGGGUUCGAGCAGAAGCAUGGCCUUGUGGUUCCAUGUAGUGUCACCGCGUUCCAAGAGGUGUUAAGUGUGGUCGAAUGCUGCAAUGGCAAAUUCGAUAUUAGUCAUUUAGUUGAUGAGAUUAUUUAGCGUAAACAAGUGUGUUAAAAAGAGAGAAGUUGUGUUUCUAGCAACUCCCUUUUUAGGUUUUGAAGAUUUCUCAUCAAUAUGAUCUUUUUGGUAUAAAAACUUCUCUUUGAUAGAAUUUUAACUUUUUUUUAAUUAUUUUAAA